CCCAGUAGCAGAAAUUGAAACCCACUAGCAGCCUCAUAAUAGCAACAAUGGCAGCCAAGAUAUGUACCCUCCUUGUGCUCCUUGCUCUUUCAGCUAGCGCUGCCACUGCCAUCCUUAUUCCACAGUGCUCCACUAUUCCCCAGUACCUCCCACAUCUGACAGCCCUAGGAUAUGGAAACCCAAUUGUGCAGCCCUACAGGCUGCAGCAGGCUCUUGCAGCAAGCAUCUUAUCAUCACCGGCCAUGUCCUUACAACAACAGUCUGCCCUGUGGCAGCAUCAAUCCUUGGCAAGCCCUGCCGCAUACUGGCAACAACAACAGCUGCUUCCAUUCAACCAGCUAGCUUUGGCGAAUGCCUUCUCGCAGCAACAACAGCUGCUUCCAUUCAACCAACUAGCUUUGGCGAAUGCCUUCUCGCAGCAACAACAGCUUCUUCCAUUCAACCAGCUAGCUUUGGCGAAUGCCUUCUCGCAGCAACAACAGCUGCUUCCAUUCAACCAGCUAGCUUCGGCGAAUGUCUUCCGUCAACAACUGCUUCCAUUCAACCAACUAGCUAUCACCAACCCCGCCGCCUUCUGGCAACAACAGCAGCUACUGCGUGUCAACCCACUUGCUGCGAUGAACGCCGCUGCCUUCUUGCAGCAACCAAUCAUUGGUUCUGGCCUUUGCUAGAUCAAUUAUUUGUUGUACUUUUAUAAUAAAGUUUGCAUGCCGACUCGUGUGAUCCUAAGAAAUAAGAAAACUGUUGGUUGAGAUUCUA
Messenger RNA from Setaria italica (foxtail millet), 759 nucleotides. Its product is annotated as zein-alpha PMS1-like. The coding region runs from base 48 to 671 and encodes 207 amino acids. NCBI's taxonomy places the organism in Eukaryota, Viridiplantae, Streptophyta, Magnoliopsida, Poales, Poaceae. The transcript has a single exon. The record is from RefSeq and is a predicted model, not a curated record. Gene Ontology annotation, molecular function: nutrient reservoir activity.